Messenger RNA from Drosophila takahashii, 1311 nucleotides. RefSeq names its product Protein spindle-F (gene spn-F). Lineage: Eukaryota; Metazoa; Arthropoda; Insecta; Diptera; Drosophilidae. The record is from RefSeq and is a predicted model, not a curated record.
AGUUCCUCGCACGGUCCCACUAAUAAGAACGCAACAAAAGGAAAAUCCUACGAAAUUUCCAAGAAAACCCAGAUUUUCCAGUCCGAUCGGGCGAAUAUUUUGAUGCCAACUACUUGAAAACACCAAGGAACCCGCAAUGGAGUCAUCCACUGCUAAGAUCACGCCCCUGACCACAUCCACGUCCACUUCCGGAGGCACCAGCUCCGCCUCCAGUGACAAAGUGAACUACGCACUGCAAGUGGCGCUGCAGACGAUCAAGGAGCGGUGCAUCCAGCUGCAGCGCCGCGUGGCGAGCUUGGAGGAGGAGAACCAGAGGCUUAGGUCAGAAGGGGCUCCUUCUGCAUCGGUUAACGGAAUCGGGGUCACCGGAGAUGUGCUCUCCCUUAAAACACAAGUAUCCGAACUGCAGCGACAAAAGGAGCAGCUGGAGGAGCACAUAAGCAUGGUGUCCAACGAGAACCGACGCCUCUGGUCGCGUCUCUCGCAGAUUUCGAAGGACCAGCAUCUCAACCAGGUGCCCAGCUCCCCGCAGAACCAGCAGAACCUGGUGCGCUCCAAGACCUUCACACAGCACUCGCCCAAUCCUCACCUGCGCCAGAAGCUGCUCUCCGACGGCCUCAAAGAUCUCAGCCUGGAGGAGAUAGCCCUGGAUGAUUUCGGUGCGAGCAGCGAGGAGCUGGGCUAUCCCUACAACCUGCAAAAGGUGGAGGAAGCGACUGCCAGCGAGCCAGAUGCCAAUGUGGAUGCCAAAAGAUGCAUGGAUGGACUGCAGGAGAUGCGGCGCGAGGCCAUGAAGCAGCAGCAGGAGCUCAGUUCGGCUCUGACUUUGCUAGAAAGUCGCAUAGCUCUGAAACCCUGUCCGGAAUGCGCCCAGAAAACCGCCAAGAAGCCAGAGAUGGCCGACAAAAGUCUGGAAACGGACGACAGCCUGACCAGCGAACUGAAAGCCUAUGAGGGCCAGCACAAUGGACAACACAACGGAACGCCGCCCAGCCAGAGGAUUAAUAUCAUACAAGAGAAAAUCAAGGCCGAUGCCGCGGAUGCCAUGGAAAAGACCUGUCCCAUGUGCGGCAAACAGUACUCCAGCCAGGUGUCCUUCAAUGCGUUCCGCGAGCACGUGGAGAUGCACUUCAUCGACGAUGCCCUCGACUUGGAGACGGAUAGCAGCAUGGAGCGACAGUUCGAGUUCGUCUCGCAUGCGGUGGGCGACUUCUGACCCAGCAGGCGCAUAUACUUCGCCACCGAGCUCUGACCUAGGGUGAAAAGCAAGGAUUAACAGGCAGUUUGACUGCAGAGACCCACAAACCGCGU